GGGCCCUAGACCUUUCAGUUUCAAAACCUUUUCGGCUCUUAAAUUCAAACAGUCGGUAGCCUUGAAAGCAUCUCGAUAUAUAUUGAAAACACAUCCCCGAAAAUUAUUUAAAAAUGUCCGAGUUAACUGAGGAGCAGAUAGCCGAGUUCAAGGAUGCCUUUGUGCAGUUCGACAAGGAUGGUACUGGGAAGAUAAACACCCGUGAGUUGGGCACCCUGAUGCGCACUCUGGGCCAGAAUCCCACGGAGACUGAGCUACAGGACCUCAUAGCCGAUGCCGAUAACAACAGCGAAGGACUAUUGGACUUCAAUGAGUUCUGUGCCAUUAUGGCCAAGCAAAUGAGGGAAACCGACACCGAGGAGGAGAUGCGCGAGGCUUUCAAGAUCUUUGAUCGCGACGGCGAUGGCUUUAUAUCGCCGGCCGAACUGCGCUUUGUGAUGAUCAAUCUGGGCGAAAAGAUCACCGACGAGGAGAUCGACGAGAUGAUCCGUGAGGCCGACUUCGAUGGCGAUGGCAUGAUCAACUACGAGGAGUUUGUUUGGAUGAUCAGCCAGAAAUAGUUCGUUGGUUUAUGAUUCUGCUAAAAAUAAAAUACAUAGUUAAUGGGGUCACUGCAAAAAUAA
Messenger RNA from Drosophila takahashii, 623 nucleotides. RefSeq names its product Androcam (gene Acam). Lineage: Eukaryota; Metazoa; Arthropoda; Insecta; Diptera; Drosophilidae. The record is from RefSeq and is a predicted model, not a curated record. Gene Ontology annotation, molecular function: calcium ion binding; enzyme regulator activity.